AUGGAGUGCGUGUGCUUCACCUUGAUAGUGGACGACAUUGUUUUGCCCCACGGGGAGACAGUCAUGGAGGCCUUAGGUGGAGGCGGACCGCAGACGCUGUUCGGCUAUCAGCUAGUGACCAACCAGAGCGCUGCUGUGGGUUUAUCAGCUGGAGUCGGACCCGACCUGCCGCAGCGCUGCAAGGCCUGGCUUGAGUCGCUUGGCGUGGACACGUCCGGCCUGGUGCCGUACCAACGGCCAACUCCACGAGCAUGGCAGGUCUUUGAGGAAUGGGGCCGCCGCACGCAGAUCUGGCGGGGUCGCGAUGACCCGUGCGAGGAGCUGUACGAAAUGUUGCGCCCCAAGUACGACACCAUGCCGGCCCAUUUUCAGCGCUCCUGUAACUACCAUCUGGGCGUCCACCCCCUGCACCCGCCUCGUCGUCUGAUGAGCCAGCUCAGGCGAGCGGCUCAUGCCAACGGAGGCGUGCUGUCCAUCGAGCCGUACACUUCGGCUGAGUCCGCCGCCACCCCCGGGCAGGUGUCGGAGCUGCUCGCUCACUGCGACAUCUUCUCACCCAAUGAGGGGGAGGCGGAGUCCAUCGUGGGGCCUGGAUCACCGGAGCAGCUCGCCCUCCGGCUGUUGUCACUGUCUCCCCCGGGGGGUGCGGACCUUGUGGUGGUCAGGUGCGGGCCGGAGGGGGCGCUGGUGGCCAGGAGGCGGCAGCCGCAGCCGCUGGUGUCGGCUGAGGCGGCGGUGGGCCCAGUGACAGAGCGGGCCCUGGCUAACCAACAUGGUCAGCAGGACGGUGGGGCUGACGGUGCCGGGUUGCGGCAAGACGGCAGGCGCAAGGGGGAGCAGGCGGAGGAGCACGUGGAGGAGCACGUGGAGGUGGAGGUGGAGGUCUACCGGGUUCCGGCUGUGGCGGAUACGGCGUUGGUGGACGCCACGGGCUGCGGAAACGCCUUCUGCGGGGGCUUCCUGGCGGCACUGUACCGCGGCGGCGGCGGGAACGGUAGCGGUAGCGGUAACGGCGAUGACGCAUGCGGCAACACUGGCGAUCAGGCAGACGGAGUCGGUGACACCAGCACACAAGGAGGGUCCCCAGAGGCGGCUGUAGCGACCGCGGCAGCUGGUUUGGAGGUAGCAGGACGGGUCGAUGCUGCCGGUUGCGCACCGAGUGAGGGUGAAGGGCAGGAAGGGCUGCCGCCGCCCUGGGUUCGAACUGGCGACCUGAGGCUGGCCGGGGCUUGGGGCUGUGUGGCGGCGAGCUUUAUGGCGGAAGAACGCGGCGUGCCGCUGAAGCGCGUGGCGGAGUUGCAGGGUAUGGACCUCUCCAACACGCUGUGGCUUUGCUUCAUCUGCGCUGGAUUGACCUGUAUCCGCAACAUUAUAUCCCAACGCUUGGGGGCCGAUGGACGCGGCCGUGCCUCUGGCGAUGCACUAGCCAGGGUACCCACUGUUGACACAGAGGUGUCGCAGCGCCAUACGAAGGCUGCCUCUGCCGCCUACGAUCGGUCAUUUGGUCGCACCGCCGCCACCUCUGCCACUGCGUCGACUUUGCAAGAAGCUCAAACACCUAGGCCCCGUGCCCGAGUGACUGUCAGCCAGCCAGGUGUCCCUUUGCAACGCACCGCUGCAUCGGCGCAGCUGUUACGGGCAGUGACAGUUGCCGGCACGUCACCCUCCAAUCAUUUACCAACUUACAUGGACUCAGCGCACACGACGGCGCUUGCCCGCGCUGCAGCGGGCCGCCGGCGGCUCCAGAUUACAGCAGCAAAUCAGACGGACUGCCUUGAGGAGUCGUUUAGUAUCCGUGGGCAUCUGGGUCAGGAGGGCCGCACUCGCGCGAGCAUACACACGCACAAGCACAUACACAACGUUACACCCCCGGGAGUUCCCAUUGUCCAAAUAACGCAGCGACUGCUGGGACGCGGCUGCCCCUCUCCCAGCUCAGCUGCACGCAAUCAAACACUCACCACAGAACGAGGUGUAAUCUUGAAAGGCUUGAUAAUAUGGGAUACAUUCCAGCACAAGGACAGGGACGGGGGAACGCGUUACUUGACCUUGGGAGCCACGGCAUCAGAUUUGGUGGUGCCACGCUCCGGGGGGCCCAGGUCUCGGAACUGCAAUAGGGAAGCGGAGACCUCUCAACCGCCGUACCUGCCAACCGUGGGGUUGACGGUGCUAUCCGUCAUUUGCUGUGCCUGGCUGCUGAGAUCGAAGCGCGUAUAUGCUUUGACCGUCGUUAUCUGUCACCAAGGGCAAGGAGAGGGCACCUCUAAAGAGUACACGCAAGUUAUUCGUAUCAACUUCUUUCUCUCUUCCUCUUUCGACACCAUUACCCCCGGCUUCCCACCACCAUCUCUCCCCAUCAUGCCACGUGAUAUGACUGGUACGGGGCGCUACCCCCCGCAGCCUCGCCACCCCGCCCUCGCCUUCUACUCGGCAGUGCGGAUGGGCGACCCCGAGCUGCUGACCAGGAUUAUGCAGACCCAGGUGGAUCCGUACUUCGUCACCCAGGACAACGGUGCGGGUGCGCCCAUCCACUUCGCAGUGACCUAUCGCCAGUUGGACAUGGUGCACCACUUACUCAACCUGGGCGCCUCCGUCAACCAACGCGACCCCCGGGGUUUUACCCCCCUCCACCGGGCCGCCCACCUGGCCCACCUGGACGGCUACCUAGAGAUGUACGAGUACCUGCUGUCCCGAGGGGCCGAUCCCGCCAUUCUGACGGAGGAUUACGACAGCUAUCUAGAUCCGGGAGCCAAGACGCCGCAGCAGGUGGCCGUGGAUGACCCACGGGUCAGGGCCGCAUUACAGGCACUUGAGGACAAGUAUGCCUCCGUACCGAAGGCCCCACGUGCGCAUCCUGACCUGGGCGACUGGUGGACGCUGUACGACUACGGCCCCGAGAUUGUGGGCGCCUGGCCCCACAAUUAUGUGCAUCCCUACCCUGAGGAAGCGGCGCGGCGGCGUGCCAAGGCGGAGAAGCGCUCCCAGCGCGAAGCUCGUAGGGAGAAGAGGGCGGCGUUCCUGUCUAGCCUGGAAGCAGGUGGCGACGGCAGCGAAGUUCUCGGGUCGUACGGCAGCCCAGCUCAGGCGUCGUCCGUGGCGGCCGCCGUACCACCACCACCACCACUUCCCGUCGCUACCAAUCGUGUCGUUUUCCUGUUCCCGGGGCAGGGCUCCCAAGCCGUUGGUAUGCUCUCCGCCGCCGCCAACCUGCCUGCCGUGGCGGCCAUGUUGAAUACCGCACGCCAGGUGCUGGGGUACGACUUGUUGGAGAUCUGUACGAAAGGGCCGCAAUCCGUUCUGGACGACACAAAGGUGGCUCAGCCGGCGUUGUUUGUGGCGGGUCUUGCGGCGGUUGAGCUGCUGCGGCAGAGUGACCCGCGGGUCGUUGACAGCUGCAGCGCGUGUGCUGGACUGAGCCUCGGCGAGUACACAGCACUGGUGUUCGCGGGGGCCCUGAGCUUCGAGGAGGGCCUGCGGGUGGUCAAGGCGCGUGGAGAGGCCAUGGCCGCAGCCGCAGCCGCCGCCCCCCCCGGCAGCGGUCUGCGGCCCCACGGCAUGUUGAGUGUGGUGGGUCUGCCGGACAGCGACCUCUCACGGCUGGCUGAGGAGGCGGAGGCCGGCGGGGCACCUGGCAGCGUGUGCCGCAUCGCUAACUACCUCUUCCCACAGUUCUGCUACCGUACUGUACAUCUGCCGCAGCACUCUUUCCUUGGCAGCAGCUUCACUCGUUCACGUGCUCCCCCCUACCUACCGUCAUGUGGUCUUUUGUGUAUUGCCGUACAACAGGCACUGGCCCAGGUCACCUUCCGCGCCCCCCGCAUCCCCGUCUUCUCCAACGUCAUCGCCCGCCCCUUCCCCACCGACCCACGGGACAUCCCCGCACUGCUGGGCCGCCAGCUGGUGGAGCCCGUACAAUGGGAGGCCACCCUGGCGGCGCUGCUGGCGGCUUCGUCUCUACCGGCUGCUUCGUCUCUGCCCCUGGCGCUGUACGAGCUGGGUCCUGGUUCAUGCAAGUCCAUCUUUGGGAGCAUACCGCUCGCAAUCGUGCUGGUUGCAGCGGCGCAAUGGCACCUGCGCGCUCUUGGUCCAGCCUGCGCCCAUCGCGCGCGCGCGCACCAUUCCCCGCCGCACGACCUGGCGCAAAGCGCAGCGUCCUUUGCUGCAGGCCUCUGGCUCCUGCUAGAUUACACAUUGGACUGUGUAUUCCUUGGUGACGGCGCCCUCUUGUGGCGCAAGGGUGCCAGGGUUCAGGGCCCAUUGAUAAUCCGCGGCAGCAGUAGCAGCAGCAACGGCAGCCAGCCCCACACAGCUCCUCGCCAUCAUGAUGAACAUCAGCUCCAGGCUCGUCCUCGCUACCAGCUCCGCGAGGUAGAAGCCGCGGGGGAGGCCGUCGGACCUGGUUUCCAGGUGGAAUUCCCUUGCCCGCAGCAGCGCCUGACGGGACAGCAACCACAGGCCCAGCAGGGACAGACGCAACGUCAACCUCCCUCUUCCACGACUUCUAGGAACGCCCAGAUCCUUCGGGAGCGCCUGGGAUGCGUUAAGGGCGCGCGGGAUGUGACCCACGGGUCGCAGCCCAGCGCGCCCUGGAGCGCUGACGGCGGCGGCGGCGGCGGCAGCAGUAGCGGCGGUGGGUCCCGCGUCAAAGGCUCUAUGUCACUGAGCUUGCCGCGGGUACCGCUGCCGUCGGGAGGAGGAGGCGGAGGCGGGGCUGGGGUCGGCGGCGGUGGCGGUGGCACUAGAGCUGCCAGUAGGCCCGAUCCAGACGCUUGGCGAGUGCAGGUGGGCAGCAAGGUGGUGGAAUUUGCGUGGGAGAAGCUGUGUGGUGCCAUCGUCCAGACGUGGGUAUACGACACCUGGUGGGCCUUGCUGAGUCCUGACCGGGAGUUCCCUGCGGAGGUGCGGCGGCUGCUGUUUGCGGCGUUUGGCCGACUGGCGUAUCCGUCUAUAUCUGGUAUCUGCUUCACUCAUCCGUGGGAUGUGUGUGAGGCCCUGAUCGCCUCCCUGGAGCUCUACCGGUCCGCCCUGGAGCACCUGGGGGGAGAGCAGCAGCUGGAGGCCAGGGCGCUGAGACAUGCGGCACAGGACCUGGUGGGUGUGUUGUGGCCGGAUGAUGACAUGCUGUGUGGCCGACUGCGUCCCUUGCUUCGAGAGCUGCUCUCGUCUUGCGUGCUGCGACCCGUCAUGAUGCUGGCAUCGCCACACACCAUCAACCGCCUCCUCGCCGCGGCGCUGUCCCCGCUUCCAGAGGAGACCACCACGGCAGCAGCAGCAGCAGCUACCGCUGCCGCUGCCGCUGCAGCUACUACUAACAGUCCGUCGGCGUCCGCAGCCAGUCCGCACACCGGCAGUAGCGGCGGCGGCAGCGGGGCUGAGACGGCUCGUGGGUCAGGGUAUACCGGCGGCGGCGGCACGUCGCCCACGGUUCCCGCUCGUGGCGCCCACACUGCUGCAGCCAACUCUGCCGACGGCGCUCUGCCAUUUGCUCGCCUGCGGACCGCGUCGCCGCCGUCAUCAUCGUCGUCGUCGUCCCCGCCGCCCUGGCCGUCGCCGCCGUCGUACCGCGGUCUCUCUGCGCAGCGGCAGAGAACGGCGGCAGCAGCAUUGCCGGGGGCAGCUUCCGGCACUGCUGCUAACGCAGCGGCGGCGGCGACGGCGACAGUGACGGCGGCCGCGGCGGCUUCGAAGCCAUUGCGAUCGCCACCGGUAGCGGCCACAGCGACGGCUUCCGGUCCCGCCGCAGCCGCAGCCGCCGCUGCCACCGCUGCUGCGGUGGCGGACGCAGCGGCUCGCGCGGCGGCGGAGGGCAGCUUGGAGUUUGAGCGGCGGGUGGCGGCGAAUGCGGCGGCGGAGGCGACCUUGAUGAGAAGGAUGGCUGGCAGCACGCUGGGGGCCCGCUCGGGCAGCACUCGGGCAGCCGACAACCUGCGGUGGUGUCCACCAGCACCACCGCCACCACCAGCACCGCCACGACAGCAACUGGCGCAACCGCCGGAUCAGCUCCAACACGGCGGCGACGGUGACGGCGGCAGCGGUUCUGAGCGCACAGGCUUCUGCUCUCAGGUGCAGCUGAACGAGGAGGGCUCCGAGACCCGGAGGGCCCUCGGGCGCGGCGUCAGUAGCGGGGUGCAUCGGCGGUCGUGCAGCUCGGAUGCGGCGGCGGCGCCGGCUGCGAAGCCCACCCACAGCGGUGGCGCCACAGGCAGCGGCACAGGCAGCGGCAGCGGCGGGGCGUCGUUCUCGCUGGCCUGGUUCGAUUUUGACUUUGGCGGCGGGUUAAUGCUGCCGUGGCAGAGACCGGGGCCGGAACCGCUGCCGCUGUCGCCGCCGCAACCGCCGCCGCCGCCGCAGCAGCAGCAGCAGCAGUCACAGCACCAGCAACAAGAGUUGAAGCCUUCGCCGCUUCUUACGUCGGCCGCGGCAGGAAGUGGCGGCGGCAGUGGCAGCGGUUGUUGUUGGUUUCGCGCCAGCGUGGCGGCAUUUGAGAUGGUUUCGGAGCCCCUGGGGUUCGGACUGACGGCCGAAUAUGUGGUGUACAAGAUCCGGGUUGCGGAUGUGGACAGUGGAGAGGAGUGGACGGUGGCCAGGAGGUUUCGGAGCUUCGAGGCCAUGGCAGUCAAACUGGCUGCAGCGAUGCCAAGGUACGCGCACUUGGUCCGGGCGCUGCCGCCCAAGCGGCUGUUCGUGCACACUGCUGACGUGGCCUUCAUCAACAGCCGCCGCGCCGAUCUGGACGCCUACCUUCAACAGCUGCUCGGGGUGCGGGAGCUGGCGGAGUGCCCCGUGCUGCGGGAGUUCCUGCUUCCGAACCCGUCGCCCGCUCACACCGCCGCUAGCAAUGCCCUAGACGGCAGCGCCAUUGGCGCGACAACGGCGCCUUCGCUGGCCGCGUCAUUAGCCGGACUGCUGGGGCCGCCGCUGUCGCACACUGCCGCUGCCGUCGCUUCCGCCUCCGCUGGCCGUAACCUCCUGGAACGGGUGGCUCUGGAUUUGAGGGGGCUGCGGAAGGGACCCAACAGCCGCCGCCGCCGCUCCGCCGAGCAGCGCGUGGCACCGCUGGCGGCCUUUGGCGGCGGAGGCGGAGGCGGAGGCGGCAUCCGCCCUUUUGCAUGGCUCGGCCGCCGCGACGACAACACCGCCACGGCUGCCGCUGCAGCGGCAGCGGCAGCGGCGGAGGCGGCGGCGCCGCCACCACCACAGUCGUCGAUGCCUGUUGGGAUUGGUGUUCCCGGGAGUGGCGGCGCUGAGGCCGCAGCAGUGGCGGCAGCAGGGCUGAGCUCCUGGUCUGAAGAGUACGACGAUCUGCUGGAUGAGGAGGAGGAGGACGAUCUGACCACGCUGCCACCCGCCGACGUCCCUGCGGUGGCGGCGGCGCCGCCGCCGCCGGCGGCGGCGGUAACGUCACAGGGCUCUGGGGGAGGUGUAGGGUUCCGGUUUGGUCUACAGAACUGGGGCACUGGCGGCGGGGGAGGCAGUGGCGGCAGCUCCUUCAGCUUUCCGUCCGUCAGGGCGCGGUUUCGCCAUAAGGCCCACCAGCAGCCGCAACCGGGAUGUCCUGACGGGAGCAGCAAGACGUCCGCCUCCUUGUCCGCCGUCACCGCGACGGUGACGGCCACGGCGACGGCGCCAUCACUGACGGCUGAGUCGUCGCCGUGCCCCAGCGGCGCGUCCUGGCACGCCGGCGCCGCCAACGGCGGCCUCAGUAGCGUUGGCGGUCCACCACCCCCCAGUGCUACUGCGCCGUCCCGUGAUGCCCAAGCCCAACCUUUACCGCUGACGCCGGUGACCUCCGAAGCACCUGCUACAGCCGCCGCCAGCGGAGCAGCGUCGGAGGUACCUGGCCGAGCCGCUUCUGCGUUGCACCCGCCGUCGAGACCGGGGGGUGUGGCGGGUGUGACGAUCGCGGACGCUGGCGGCGCCGGCAGCCCUGCGGCCCUACACCGAAGCCCUGUUCCCGAAGCCGCAACGGUCACGACAGUGCCGCUGCCGUUGCCGUUGCGUCCUAGCAUUGACACUGCGCUGGCCACCCAUCGAUCACCCGGAACGAGCUCAACUUUCCGGGCAGUGACAGCAGCAACCAGUGGUGUUGGUGGAGGUGCGAGGUGGCACUCGCAGGCUGCGGUUUCCAAGGAGUGUACGACACGAACACAAGCGGCCUCCGCUACCACCGCCGCCGCCGCCGCGUCCAGCACCAGUGCGGCGAAGGUCUUCAGUGCACCGAGCAGCCCGAUUGCGCCCACACAUCUGCCGCCGCCGCGGCCGGCGCCGGCGCGGCCGCCCUCGCCGCCGCUGGGCGGCGGCGACGGCGGCGACGUCUCGUCCGCCACCGCCGCGGCCGCCGCCAUCGGAGUGGGGAAAGACGUAGCGACGGCCUCGGCUUCUGGCGUCAGCGCUCCACUGUACGAGUUGAUUGACGUGCUAUUCGGCCUGCAGGGUCAGGGCUUCUUCCGGCGGCAGGUGAUUUCCGUGACCCGCCAGGGGCUGUCCCUGUUCGCGGGUGGCGCCAUCGACAGCUGGAUCACCACUCGCCUGAGGGACCUCACUUCGGAGCACCACCUGGCCCGGCUGCUGCUGCUGCUGCACGGAACCCUGUUUCCGGGGGGCGCAUGGUCUGCUGUAGCGACGGCCGCAGCAUCGGGCAGGGGCGCUGGGCAGCCGAUGCCGACGCCGUCAUCAUCAUCACCAGCGGCGGAGGCGGCGGAGGCGGAGGCGGGUUCCUCGCCUGGGCCCACCCUCCUGCCUUCGUCAACAUCUCCAUCUCCAUCUCCUCCCCCGCCUCCUCCUCCUCCUCCGCCUGCUGCCGCCGCUGUCCCCCGCUGGCAGCCCAAUCCGCCCAUUCACGCAGACACCUACCUGGACUCCUCCUCGCAGCCGCCUGAUGCCCAACAGCUGGCUGACCGGGUCCGAGCCCGGUUGUUCUCCCGCCCGCCCACCAUGCUCAUCAACGUGGUGGGCGCCCGUACAUACUCCCGCGCGCUGAGUGACGUAUGGGGCAUGACGCAGAGCCGUACAUUCGUAUUGCAGCUGGCGUACUCACUGCUCACGACGCUGCUGAUACGGCUGUUCCCGGAGCUGACGCAGCAGCUGCAGCACCUGCAGCUCAAGGGAGGGGGAGUAGCGAGGGCAGGUGAGGAAAGGCAAGAGUCUGGAUGGAGCCGCAAGCUCGCUUUGUGUGGGAGGGGGCAGCAAGAGUGCAAGGAGCAAGAACUCACGUACGCCGUACAGCUCGUGUCCAACACGCCAAGUGACAGCAAGGCGUAA
Volvox carteri f. nagariensis is the source of this 9258-nucleotide messenger RNA. RefSeq lists its product as uncharacterized. The transcript is spliced from 45 exons. NCBI's taxonomy places the organism in Eukaryota, Viridiplantae, Chlorophyta, Chlorophyceae, Chlamydomonadales, Volvocaceae. The record is from RefSeq and is a predicted model, not a curated record. Gene Ontology annotation, molecular function: phosphatidylinositol binding; protein binding; transferase activity. The coding region runs from base 1 to 9258 and encodes 3085 amino acids.